AUGGAUUUGUACGACGAGUUCGGCAACUACAUCGGCCCGGAAGACGACCUCGAGUCGGACUACUCGGACGACGAGGCGGGCGAGCAGCGGCAGCAGGAUGGUGCGGCGUCGCCUACUCCUGCGCCGCUGAGGGCGUACGAUGAGGACGAGGUGGAGCCGCUUGAGGGCAUGGAGGUCGAUGACGUCCCGUCAUCAAACGCGAUCGUCCUGCACGAGGACAAGACGUACUAUGCGUCCGCCUCGGCGACGUACGGCCCUGGAGUCGAGACGAUGGUGCAGGAGGAGGACGCGCAGCCGCUCUCGGUCCCGAUCAUCGAGCCUGUCAAGACGCGCAAGUUCCGUCUCGGCGCAACGACCGGGCCAGAGCGGCGGUGGGAUGACCAGUUCAUGAUGGGCCUCGCCUCGAACCCGGAGACGGUCCGCAACGUUGCGAUUGUCGGCCACUUGCAUCACGGCAAGACGUCGCUCGUCGACAUGCUCGUCGCCGAGACGCACAAGAUCGACAUCGACACUGACAAGCAGCUCCGCUUCACCGAUACCCACUCCCUCUCCCAGUCCCGCAAGAUCUCGAUCAAGUCUUCUCCCAUGUCGCUCGUCCUGUCCAACACCAAGGGCAAGUCGUACCUCGUCAACUUGGUCGACACGCCCGGCCACUCGAACUUUGUCGACGAGAUCGCCUCGGCCGUCCGCGUUGCCGACGGUGCUGUCGUCGUUGUCGACGCUGUCGAGGGUGUCAUGCUCACGACGACGCAGACGAUCCAGCAUCUCGUCAAGAACCGCAUCCCGAUCGUCCUCGUCGUCAACAAGGUCGACCGCCUCAUCCUCGAGCUCCGGCUACCGCCUGGCGACGCCUACUUCAAGCUGAAGCAGACGAUCGAGGAGGUCAACACGGUCAUCUCGGAGCUCGACCCCGACCCUGCGCUCCGCGUCUCGCCCGAGCGCGGCAACGUCGCGUUCGCGUCGACCCAGAUGGGCUGGUGCUUCACGCUCAAGUCGUUCGCAAAGAUGUACGCCGACACGUACGGCCCCAUGGACCUCGACCAGUUCGCCGUCCGCCUCUGGGGCAACAUCUACUACCACCCCGAGACGCGCAAGUUCUCGCGGCAGUCGGCGCCCGGAGCGAAGCGCGGCUUUGAGCACUUCAUCAUGGAGCCGCUGUACAAGUUGUACUCGCAGGUCAUCGGCGAGGACACCGACAGCCUGCGCAAGACGCUCCACCAGCUCGGCAUCCACUUCAAGCCGUCCGUCUACAAGAUGGACGUCCGCCCGCUUCUCCGCCUCGUCCUCGCCCACUUCUUCGGCCCGCCUACCGGCUUCGUCGACAUGAUCGUCCAGCACGUGCCGAACCCUCAGCAGGGCGCGCGCGUCAAGGUCGAGUCGACCUACACCGGCGCGCUCGACUCGCCUCUUGGUCAAGCGCUCCUCAACUGCGACCCCGAGGGACCGCUUGCGAUCCAGAUCGUCAAGCUGUACCCGACGCCGGAUGCAAGCGAGUUCCGCGCUUUUGGACGCGUGUUGAGCGGAACGGCGCAGGUCGGGCAGGAGGUCAAGGUCCUCGGCGAGGGGUACUCGCCCGAGGACGAGGAGGACAUGGUCGUGCAGCAGAUCGGAGGCAUUUACGUCGGCGAGGCGCGGUACGACAUCGAGACGGACGCGAUGCCGGCAGGCAACUUUGUCCAGCUCUCGGGCGUCGACAACUCGAUCUCAAAGACGGCGACGCUCAUCGCCGCCGACUACGACGCUUCCGAGCUCCGCAUCUUCCGCCCCAUCGCCCACUUCACCCAGUCCGUCCUCAAAGUCUCGGUCGAGCCGCUGAUGCCGUCCGAGCUGCCCAAGAUGCUCGACGGUUUACGCAAGGUCAACAAGACGUACCCGCUGAUCGAGACGCGCGUCGAAGAGUCGGGCGAGCACGUCCUCCUCGGAACAGGCGAGCUCUACCUCGACUGCGCCAUGCACGACCUCCGCGUCAUGUUUGCCGAGAUCGAGAUCAAGAUCUCUGACCCGGUCGUGCGGUUCUGCGAGACGGUCGUCGAGACGAGUGCACUCAAGUGCUACGCCGACACGCCCAACAAGAAGAACAAGAUCACGAUGAUUGCCGAGCCGCUUGAGCGAGGGAUUGCUGAAGACAUCGAGACUGGCAAGAUCUCGAUCCGCCUGCCGCCUAAACAGCUCGGCCAGCACUUCCAGAACAAGUACGGCUGGGACUUGCUCGCGUCGCGCUCGAUCUGGGCGUUCGGGCCGGACGACCAGGGACCUAACCUGCUCAUGGACGACACGCUGCCGUCCGACGUUGACAAGAAGCUGCUGUACACGGUCAAGGAAUCGAUCAAGCAGGGCUUCCAGUGGGGUUGCCGAGAAGGACCGCUGUGCGACGAGCCGAUCCGGAAUGUCAAGUUCCGGCUGUUGGGUGCGGACUUGGCGCACGAGCCGAUCUACCGAGGAGGAGGCCAGAUCAUCCCGACGGCGCGGCGAGUGUGCUACUCGAGUUUCCUGAUGGCGACGCCGCGGUUGCAAGAGCCCGUCUACUUCGUCGAGAUCCAGGCGCCUCAAGAUUGCGUGCCGGCGAUCUACGAGAUCCUCGCCCGCCGACGAGGGCAUGUCACGAAGGACAUCCCCAAACCCGGCUCGCCGCUGUUCACGGUCCAGGCGUACAUUCCCGUCGUCGACGCAAACGGUUUCGAGACGGACUUGCGGACACACACGCUCGGCCAGGCGUUCUGCGUCCAGACCUUUGACCACUGGUCGAUCUGCCCAGGCGACCCUCUCGACAAGACGAUCCAGCUGCGACCGCUCGAACCCGCACCUGCGCAAGCACUGGCGCGCGACUUUGUGCUCAAGACGCGGAGGCGGAAAGGUCUGAACGACCAGGUCAACGUCGCAAAGUUCCUCGAGGCGGAAAUGGUGACGCUGCUCGCAUCGACCGAGCACCUCGACUUGCUGUGA
This is a messenger RNA of Rhodotorula toruloides NP11, 2943 nucleotides long. Its product is annotated as 116 kda u5 small nuclear ribonucleoprotein component. NCBI's taxonomy places the organism in Eukaryota, Fungi, Basidiomycota, Microbotryomycetes, Sporidiobolales, Sporidiobolaceae. The transcript is spliced from 11 exons. Gene Ontology annotation, molecular function: GTPase activity; translation elongation factor activity; U5 snRNA binding. Gene Ontology annotation, biological process: mRNA splicing, via spliceosome. The coding region runs from base 1 to 2943 and encodes 980 amino acids. Gene Ontology annotation, cellular component: U4/U6 x U5 tri-snRNP complex; cytosol; U2-type catalytic step 2 spliceosome. The record is from RefSeq and is a predicted model, not a curated record.